GAUCCUAGGCUACAAAAUGUUUAAGAACCCUUGUUUGUCUUUCCCCUUUUUUCCUUUUUUGUCAACACUCAUGACAACCCAGGAAAAAUAAUGCACAUUUAUUAGAAAAAGUGGUCUGAAAUCCACAGAAAUUGUCUAUUUGAGUUUCUAUCAUCCUGUUGCUAUGGCUACAGCUGUCAUAUAGAUUGCUCCUCUAUAUGAGCUUGGUUACUGUUUAACCUCCCCACCCACAUUUGCCCAGAUUAGGAGAAUCAAUAAGAUAACAAGAGUACCGGCCUUACAGAGCACCGACAGCACCUUCCGCUAAAAAAAAUAAGCAGUACGCUACACCAAACUGUUCUAUCAACAUCUCUAACUUUUAAACAUACUUGGAAAAGGACAGAAACAACCAAAAGCAGAGCUGAAGAACACCAGGAUCGGCAUGGUCAAUGUUAACACUCAGGCCAGCACUAAUAUGGAGCUUCCGUAUGACUCCUCGCCAGCUGAAGGUGCCAACCUGAAUGCUGCCAAUCACCUGGGCACAGGGACUCUGUGCGCCAUCUGUGGCGACCGGGCAACAGGAAAACACUAUGGAGCCUCCAGCUGUGAUGGCUGCAAGGGUUUCUUCAGACGCAGUGUUCGCAAAAACCACAUGUACUCGUGCAGGUUUAAUAGACAAUGCAUAGUGGAUAAAGAUAAGAGGAACCAAUGCAGAUACUGUAGGCUAAAGAAAUGCUUUCGGGCCGGAAUGAAAAAAGAAGCUGUACAGAAUGAAAGAGACCGAAUCAGUACCAGAAGGUCCAGUUAUGAGGACAGCAGCUUUCCCUCCAUCAAUGCACUCAUCCAGGCUGAUGUCCUCUCCAGACAGAUCUCCUCUCCGGUUCCGAUCAUGAACGGUGACAUCAGAACAAAAAAGAUAGCCACCAUUACAGAUGUGUGUGAAUCUAUGAAGCAGCAACUGUUGGUACUGGUGGAAUGGGCCAAAUAUAUCCCAGCCUUCUGUGACCUCCCAUUGGACGACCAGGUGGCUUUGCUACGAGCACAUGCCGGAGAACAUCUCCUGCUUGGAGCUGCCAAGCGCUCCAUGCUUUACAAGGACCUUCUGCUAUUAGGUAAUGACCAUAUAAUUCCUCGGAAUUGCCCCGAAUUGGAAGUGAGUCGGGUAGCCGUAAGGAUCCUUGAUGAGUUGGUCCUUCCUUUCCAGGAGCUCCAAAUAGAUGAUAAUGAAUAUGCUUGCUUGAAGGCCAUUGUGUUCUUUGAUCCAGAUGCCAAAGGACUGAGUGAUCCGAGCAAGAUCAAGCGGAUGCGUUACCAGGUGCAGGUCAGUUUAGAAGACUACAUCAACGACCGGCAGUAUGACUCACGGGGGCGAUUCGGUGAGCUGCUGCUUCUGUUACCCACACUACAGAGCAUCACCUGGCAAAUGAUUGAGCAAAUCCAGUUUGUUAAGCUGUUUGGGAUGGCCAAGAUCGACAACCUCUUGCAGGAGAUGCUUCUUGGAGGUUCUGCUAAUGAGGCCCCUCAUGCUCCUCCGUCUCUGCAUCCACACCUGGUCCACGAGCACCUCAGUAACAACGUCAUUGUGACCACCAGCAUGGCCACUCCAAUUCAGAACGGACAAAUGUCCACACCUGAAACUCCAAUCCCAUCUCCUCCACCAGCUUCCAGCUCUGAGCAUUACAAACUGGCUCAGGGUGUCAUAGCCACGGUGCCUAAACAACUGACAGCCAUCCCUCAAUCCACAAUCACCAAGCAAGAAAGCAUCUGACUAUCUCAAAAAAAUCCCACAUCCUAAAACAAGUUAGACAUCGACAACUGGCUUGCUUCAAAGAUUCCUGGAAAAUGUAGUACAACAUGUUUUGACUAGUUAUAAUUUUGAGGCAGUCAUUAAAAGUCCAUUGGUCUAUUGGUAAACCAUUUGCUCUGGAAAGGAGCUCUUGCAAAUGGUAUAGUAUAAAGUACAUUUUGGGUUAUUUUUAUUUUUGUUUAAACAUUACAGUGAGAAACAAAUGAAAGCCCCCAGUCAUAGAUUAUGGCAUGUAGACCAAAAGAGCAGAAACCUCAGGAUUGUACAGUAGAUCUACUGUCAUAGCCUUUUAUCCCCCUUUUCUUUCUUUGUUUCUUUCUUUCUUGGAUUUUUUUUUUUUUACUUUCUUUUUUUAAAAUGUAUUCAAUCAACCUGACUUAUAGGCUGGUGUUUUUUUUUUUUUUUAGGUGGUACAUAUUUAUACUCCCCUAGGAGAAAUUCAUUUCAACAUGUCAACAGAGAGAAUUAGCAAAGUUUAUAUUAAUAUUAUUAUAUUAAGAUGAAAUAAAUGUUACAACAGGCCUUUCAUCUGGCAAAAAAAAAAUCAGAUGUGUAUGUUGUACAGUAUUUUAAGGAGUUAAUAUGAAUGAUUUUUACUUACUUAGUACUUAGGAAUAGGUGACACUGUUUGUGCCUUACAUGCUUACAAUGUGCAUAAAUACAAUGUGCUCGUCAUGGGCUGUUCAUCUAGUUUUGUUCUAUGAAAAAUGUACAUCUGAAGCUUUUUGUUUUAGCUUUCUGAUUAUAUAUUUGUCAUGACAAGUUCCACAUGUUUUUAAGCCUGUUUAGAGACAAAAAACUGCUUAAAUAUCCUGUUUUCCCGUUAAUGGAGUAAGUUUCUAAGAACCAAUUUCAUUUUAUCCAUGAGACUAUCACACUUUACUGGUGACAGGUUUUUGAAAGAUAGUCACCGAAGCCGACAGCUGUACGAGUGUGUGAGUGUGUACAUGUUUAAAAGAAACAGUGUGUUAGGAUACAAUAUGCGGUUUGGAAAAAAAGAAAAAGAAAAGGAAAAAGUGCCUUGCUGCACAUUCCUAGCUUGAAAUGAAAGCUGACUUGGGCCUUGCAAACUGCCAUUAAAUGUCAAGGUUAUAUUUUUACAUAAACACAUUCAUCCUAUUCAUUUAUUUCCAUUAGGUGUUUGUUCUUUCAUACACCAGGUACAUCAUUAAUAUGUCACCACGGAAUUAUAAAAACCUUAAGCAACCAAGCGUUUCGCACCAUCUCAGCAAGAUUUCUUCUAUUGUUCUAUAAAUGGCUAAUCAACUGUUUUAAGGUUUUUAAAUUGUGAUAAA
Hemibagrus wyckioides is the source of this 3081-nucleotide messenger RNA. RefSeq names its product hepatocyte nuclear factor 4, alpha (gene hnf4a). Gene Ontology annotation, biological process: anatomical structure development; positive regulation of transcription by RNA polymerase II; cell differentiation. Gene Ontology annotation, molecular function: RNA polymerase II cis-regulatory region sequence-specific DNA binding; nuclear receptor activity; zinc ion binding. The transcript is spliced from 10 exons. The record is from RefSeq and is a predicted model, not a curated record. Bases 422 to 1747 code for a protein of 441 amino acids. Lineage: Eukaryota; Metazoa; Chordata; Actinopteri; Siluriformes; Bagridae.